AUGUCGAAAUCUCCUCAUCCUUCUAGCUGGGCAAGAGAUUCUGACGAAGAAGACCGUGUAGAAGCUAUUAUCAGGAAAACCGGUUGUUGGGAUCAACACAUUGCUGUGGUUGAUUGUAAAGGCGACAAAGGUGACUGGAGAGAGUGUCAGACCCAGGUGCAAGAAUUCAAAAAGUUGAAUCUUCGUAGUUGUAUUUCCUGUACCUCAUACACAUAUGUAAAAGUUGUCAUGUUUUUAUCAGAUGCCUUUGGAGAACUCGUUAUUGAUGAUGAGGACAUUGUCAACGACAGUAUAAAAUUCUGCACACCUGACCUAUACUCAGCUAACAUUCAUAGUAGCGGUUGGUUUCUCAGCCUACCAUCGACAAAGAAAAGAAAGAGGGAUGAAGAAAGAGAAAAUGUAGAUCAAAGAGCGGCUUAUUACUACCACAGAGGACAAUACGUCGAAGCUUUUGAGGAAUACGAGUCACUAUUGCACGAUUUUGAGCACAAUCGUACCCACUCUGUUGCAGUGAUCGAUUCUCUGAUUCGUUGUGCGUUAAAAAUUCCUUCAUUUUCCGAUGAAAAACUGUUAUCAUAUCUUCGAGAAUAUGAACGGAAUGCUCUCGAUGCUGACGACCAACUGCAAUACUUCAAUGCUCAGAAAGAUGUCUACAGUCGGAUUGGUGGCGAAGAAGCUGAGCGCAAGUUCAUCGAUGCAGUAUCUAUUCUGUGUGCCACUGUUGAUUUACCCGAGCACUGGCUUGCAUUUGGAUCCAAAAAAGAGAUCACGGUAGGAGAAAACUUCCAAGUUGGUUACUACGUGCGAGCUAUUAUGCUUCUCGAACGCCAUUUAAAACAAGCACACGGUUUCGUCAUUGAUACUAUACGUAAGAAGUUAGCCACUCUGAACGACAAACUGAUGUCGAUGGGUUAUUCAAGCGACAAAAUUCAUGAAGCUAGGCGGAGAAUGGGUGUUGAUAUAGUUUCUAAUGAAGAUGGGCUAGAAACAAGCGAAGAAUUACAGCGUCCUGUUCAUGAAUAUAGAACAAAACAAAUCGCUUUCAAGACGGCAGAGGAUUGCGAAAAGAUAGUAGCCGAUUUCAAGCAUAAAUUUAGGUGGAUGUUCAGUGGAUGUGUAUUGUAA
Messenger RNA from Necator americanus (New World hookworm), 1125 nucleotides. RefSeq lists its product as uncharacterized. Gene Ontology annotation, cellular component: mitochondrial intermembrane space. The coding region runs from base 1 to 1125 and encodes 374 amino acids. The transcript has 10 exons. Lineage: Eukaryota; Metazoa; Nematoda; Chromadorea; Rhabditida; Ancylostomatidae. Gene Ontology annotation, biological process: mitochondrial respiratory chain complex IV assembly. The record is from RefSeq and is a predicted model, not a curated record.